Geodia barretti is the source of this 1561-nucleotide messenger RNA. NCBI's taxonomy places the organism in Eukaryota, Metazoa, Porifera, Demospongiae, Tetractinellida, Geodiidae. The record is from the annotation of a GenBank genome assembly.
CACGUGCUGCGGUGCGCGAUAUUUAGAAUGAUGGCGGAGGAGGGAGGUGAAUGCCCCGUGCAAGCUCAAGCAGCGGCUGUAGCCUCUUCUACGGGGCAAGAACUCUCCCCGAGAGCAAACGCAAAGGGAAAGAGAAGAUCAGAUAAGAAGGAGCAGUCUUGUAAGUUGCGCUACGUGUUUAUAUUCCCACACUACCGGUGUGUUUACCAAGAUGUGAGGAGAAAGCGCCCGCCGAAGCGUCUGUCUCAGAGACCUAACGACAUCUACGUCAACAGAAAUUCUGACUUUUCCGGUCAACUGGCUAGAAGUCACAAACUCUUGGAUCAAGGGGCUCAGGAGCUGUUUAUCCAUGGGCUGGGUGCUGCCAUUCACAGGGCCAUAAACCUGGCCCUGCAGCUGAAAGAGACCAGCAGCCACUCUCUUGAAGUGUCAUGCACAACCUCAACAGUGGAGUUGGUUGAUGACCUCGAACCUCUGGAUGAUGAAUCAGAUUUCAAGACUCAGACCAGGCCCAGCUCAGCCAUACACAUCAGACUCUACAAGACUCCUCCCCCUGCCACACCCACUCAGAACAAGACCACACCCACUCAGAGCAAGACCACACCUACCAAUACCACUGGACCCACAUUAGCGAGUGUUAGUACAGGCAAGAGACCGAUGUAGCUCUGUGAGCAUAAGCAAUUAAAGGGACAGCCUCAAUAGUAAAACGCAUAACAAACCAAUAAAGGACACUCACUGGUGUGUGUAUGUGUAUAUAAACAAUGGACUGUGUCCACAAUGUCGUGUCACUAGAUAAACAACGUGUCAGCAAAAGCCGCUUACAUAACUCAAAUAUGCUGCCAGUGGUGUGUAUACAUGUGAUUCAGCCUACGAAGAAAAAACCUAUCUAAAACUCAUGCAAAAUGGCAAAUAUAAGCCCUCUGAUCAAUGAUGUGUGCGUUGGGUUCUGAAAUGUAUGGCUGUCUAUUAAUGUGAUGGUAACAAAAGUGGUGGCCUCUGUGGUGGUGAUAGUUCAGCGAUGCUUGAGGUUUAUUCCGUCGUCCGAAGUGGAGCGGUUGUAGUUGGCUCCUCUGCGGUACUCGAGGUUGUCUUUAACAGACACAAAGUUGGCAGUCUGUACCACCAGCAAUACCACCUGGUGUGUUAUAAGUUUAAGGCAUAGAAUACUAUACUGGAACAAAAUUAAACUUGGCUAGCGAAGCGAGCAGUUCAAUAUUCACAGGUGUUGAAUUUCCUCCAUUCACGUUUGUGUGUGUGUGACACAUGUAGUGAAAGGUUUGGACACUUACAAAUCCAAUUGCCACGAGAAAUGAAAAUAUGAGAGCCACUGCAUACGACAGACCAACUUUCAGACCCUGUGGGUACACACCAACACAGCAUAGAAUACGAACACACCGUCAAUGUCAACUUUGGGCUAACCCAGCAUCACUUGCUUAGUACAAAUACUCCACUAUUUGCCCAACUAAGGUAGCAGUGACACAUUUUUUUUGCAUACAACGUUUUGGGUGUGUGGUGUAAGUAUUAGCAAACUUUCACACACCAAAAACGCAUGCCUUGCGUG